This is a messenger RNA of Marmota monax (woodchuck), 3682 nucleotides long. It is a transcript of the gene Slc26a6, whose product is annotated as solute carrier family 26 member 6. Gene Ontology annotation, cellular component: membrane. NCBI's taxonomy places the organism in Eukaryota, Metazoa, Chordata, Mammalia, Rodentia, Sciuridae. Gene Ontology annotation, molecular function: oxalate transmembrane transporter activity; chloride transmembrane transporter activity; bicarbonate transmembrane transporter activity. The transcript has 21 exons. Gene Ontology annotation, biological process: transmembrane transport. The record is from RefSeq and is a predicted model, not a curated record. The coding region runs from base 1199 to 3421 and encodes 740 amino acids.
GCAGGGCAUGGCCCGGAUUCUGCUUGUCCGAGAGGCGCGGGCAGCCUCGUGGCCCCCGCGCGGGCUCCCGGCCUGGGCUUCUUAAGAGGGACCGCUAAGUCCCGAGUAGGCUUUUCCUUCUCCCAACCGGUUUACCGCUUUGACGAUUUCCCGCAGGUGGCUGCCCCUCUGCAGCGAGGGAUGGGGGUGGGAGCCGGUGCCACCCUGGCCCUUGAGGGCUGUGCGUAAAGCCACUGGAAUGCUGUCCAAGGGCUAACGGGGGGCCUCAGGGAGGUGGCUGCGUGCGGAGGAGCCCCGGCCCAAGAGGUGUGCUAGCUGGGGCGCGUUGAGAUUGGAAGAUCGCUGCAAGAGAGUCUCUGGCUGGGGCCUGUGGAUCAGCUGGGGCCCGAGUCCUCCCAGCUGUAUAACUGACCAGGGAACGAGAGCUCUAGCUCUACGGCCCCCGUACUCUCCCAGAGGGAGGGGCCAAGGAUCAAGGCUCCGCCCUCCAGGCACGCGUCCCGCGUUGUGAGGGAGGGAGCCCUUUAAGAAGACUGGAGUGAGUUACGGAGGAGGGGAGAGGGGUCUCUAAGAUCUCCGUGAAACAGCGGAGCCUUCUGAGGAUCUUCCUUGUACCUGCUAUACUGCCUCCCUCCAACCGGGACAUCCAGGUUAGAGGCUUUCCCCAGGUGAGUUCCAGUCCCUCAGGUGGGAUCCUCUCCUGGUUGGAGCUUCUCCUAGGUUAGAACUCUCCUGAUGGGUGAAAGCUUUCCUAAUAUGCUAGACCCUCCCGCUCUAGAACCCCAUUACCACCCCUACCCUGUUGAGAAGUUAUUUCCAAGAGAGAGCUUUUUCCCAUGCCAUGGGGAGCCUACCCCUUAGGUGAGAGUAUUUCCCAGAUAAGACUUCCCUCUCCCACCCACCCACCUCCAUCUCCUAUUCUUUAAGGUCUUUCACUUCAGAGAGGAGCCUCUAGGCAGAUAAAAGAUUCCUCCCAGGUCAGAACUUUACCUCAGAUCAGAAUUUGCCUGGGGGUGAAGGCUUUCCCCCUGAAAGCUCUAUUUCUAGGUGACUUUCCCUACUUCAGGGGAGAGCUUCCCUUUCCAGAUGGGCGUGUCUCCCCCUGGGUGAGAACUUCCAAAUUCAAGAAAGAUCCCCUUCUCCUCAGACAUCCCCCCAGAUAAGGGAUACACAGGCACUCCUGUCUGCAACAUAGAUAAUGGAGUUGCAGAAGCAAGAUUACCAUGUGGACCGGCCACUGAUGAACCAGGAGCAACUGGAAGAACUGGGGCGCUGGGACUUGACACCUAGGACCUAUCCGUGGAGAACAUGGUUGAAGUGCUCCCAUGCACGGGCCCGUGCCCUUCUGAUUCAACAUCUCCCGGUCUUGGGCUGGUUACCCCGUUAUCCUGUGCGUGACUGGCUCCUGGGUGACCUGUUAUCUGGCCUGAGUGUUGCCAUCAUGCAGCUUCCCCAGGGCUUAGCCUAUGCCCUCCUGGCUGGAUUGCCUCCUGUGUUUGGCCUCUAUAGCUCCUUCUACCCAGUCUUCAUCUACUUCCUGUUUGGUACUUCCAGGCAUAUCUCUGUGGGGACCUUUGCUGUCAUGUCUGUGAUGGUGGGCAGUGUGACAGAAUCCCUAGCCCCAGAUGAGAAAUUCCUGCUGGACUCAAACUCCACAGUCAAUGAGACAGCCAGAGAUGUCACCCGUGUGCAGCUGGCCUCCACACUCAGUGUUCUGGUUGGACUCUUCCAGGUGGGGCUGGGCCUGGUGCACUUUGGCUUUGUGGUCACCUACCUGUCAGAGCCGCUGGUCCGCAGCUAUACCACAGCUGCAUCUGUGCAGGUCUUUGUCUCACAGCUCAAGUAUGUGUUUGGCCUCCAGCUGAGUAGCCACUCAGGGCCACUAUCCCUCAUCUAUAUAGUGCUGGAGGUCUGCUGGAAGCUACCCCAGAGUGUCAUCGGCACCGUGAUCACUGCAUUUGUGGCCGGGGUGGUGCUUGUGAUGGUGAAGCUGUUGAAUGACAAGCUGCAGCGGUAUCUGCCCCUGCCGAUACCUGGGGAAUUGCUCACGCUCAUUGGGGCUACAGGCAUUUCCUAUGGUGUAGGCCUGAAGAAGAGAUUUGGGGUGGAUGUUGUGGGCAACAUCCCUGCAGGACUGGUAUCCCCAGAAGCUCCCAACCCCCAGCUGUUUGUAAAGCUUGUGGGAAAUGCCUUCGCCAUCGCUGUGGUUGGGUUUGCCAUUGCCAUCUCACUGGGAAAGAUCUUUGCCUUGAGACAUGGCUACCGUGUGGACAGCAACCAGGAGCUGGUGGCCCUUGGCCUCAGUAACCUCAUUGGGGGUAUCUUCCGAUGCUUUCCUGUGAGUUGCUCUAUGUCCCGGAGUCUGGUACAAGAAAGCACUGGGGGCAACACACAGGUUGCCGGAGCUGUCUCUUCCCUUUUUAUCCUCCUCAUCAUCCUCAAACUCGGAGAACUCUUCCAAGACCUACCUAGGGCAGUUUUGGCAGCCACCAUUAUUGUGAACCUAAAGGGCAUGUUGAUGCAGUUUGCUGACAUAUGCUCCCUGUGGAAGACAAAUCGUGUAGACCUGCUCAUCUGGCUGGUGACCUUUGUGGCUACCAUCCUGCUAAACCUGGACCUUGGCCUGGCAGUUGCAUUAGCCUUCUCCCUGCUUCUUGUAGUGGUCCGAACACAGCUACCUCACUACUCUGUCCUGGGGCAGGUGUCAGACACGGAUAUUUACAGAGACGUGGCAGAGUACUCAGAUGCCAGGGAGGUCCCAGGUGUGAAGAUCUUCCGCUCCUCAGCCACCAUAUACUUUGCCAACGCUGAGCUCUACAGUGACACACUGAAGCAGAGGUGUGGUGUGGAUGUUGAUCACCUCAUCUCUCGGAAGAAGAAACUGCUCAAGAAGCAAGAGAUGAAGCUGAAGCGCCUACAGAAACACAAGUCACCCCAGGAACAGGCUGUUUCUUCCCAGGACAACUCAGUUUCCAUCAAUGUCAACACCAAUCUUGGAGACACCAAGAGCAAUGAUGUGGAGAGCUCUAAGACCAAGGCAAUGCCAGAGAAUGAGCUGGAAGAGAUUGUGGCUAGUGGUCAAGAAGAUGCCAAGGCUAUAGCUGUGCCUACGCUGAAAGCCCUGGGCCUGCCUCAGCCGGACUUUCAUAGCCUCAUCCUGGACCUGGGUGCCCUCUCCUUUGUAGACACUGUGUGCAUCAAGAACCUAAAGAAUAUUUUCCGUGACUUCCGGGAGAUUGAGGUGGAUGUGUACAUUGCAGCCUGCCACAGUCCUGUGGUCACCCAGUUGGAGGCUGGGCAGUUCUUUGAUGCAUCUAUAACAAAACGGCAUCUCUUUGUCUCUGUUCAUGAUGCUGUGACCUUUGCCCUCCAACACUCAAAGUCUGGCCCCAUCAGCCCUAUUUUGGCCACCAAACUCUGACUGUGUUAUUACCCUGCCCAAGAUUGCUCACCUCAGGAGGUUGUGAUGGAGCACCCUCAAGAAGACCCCCACACUGAGCAUGUGCCACUCAGGAGCCCCUUGGUGCAUACAUACAUACAACUCAGGGAUGGAGAUUUAGGAAUCCAGAUUCAGGUUAUAGGCCUGGAAGAGGGGUACUGUGGUUUGGCUGACCUUGGCCAGGCUUGGGGAGGGAGCCAAUGUCUAUUUUCAGUCUAAGGAAUAAAAAUUUGUUUAACCAGC